This is a messenger RNA of Cordyceps militaris CM01, 1575 nucleotides long. Its product is annotated as galactose-1-phosphate uridylyltransferase. Bases 1 to 1575 code for a protein of 524 amino acids. Gene Ontology annotation, biological process: steroid metabolic process. Gene Ontology annotation, molecular function: Delta24(24-1) sterol reductase activity; FAD binding. The transcript has a single exon. Gene Ontology annotation, cellular component: cytoplasm; membrane. Lineage: Eukaryota; Fungi; Ascomycota; Sordariomycetes; Hypocreales; Cordycipitaceae. The record is from RefSeq and is a predicted model, not a curated record.
AUGGAGCGCCACAAACAGGCCGUGACCAAGAUCGCGGCCGCCGUCCGCGGCUUCUUCGACAAGCGCGAGUCGUACCGCAUCUUCCACGGCUCGACAAACAGCACGCGGCCGCGGCCGGGCCAGGCCGGCAUCGUCGACAUCAGCGCCCUGCGGCACGUCUUGUCGGUCGACCGCGCCGCGCGCACCGCCCUCGUCGAGCCCAAUGUGCCCAUGGACCGCCUCGUCGAGGCCACGCUGCCGCACGGGCUCGUGCCCCCCGUCGUCAUGGAGUUUCCCGGCAUCACCGCUGGCGGCGGCUACGCCGGCACCGCCGGCGAGAGCUCCUCGUUCCGCCACGGCUUCUUUGACGAGACCAUCAACUAUGUCGAGAUGGUGCUCGGCAACGGUGAGGUCGUGCGCGCCUCCCGUGAGGAGCGUGCCGACCUGUUCCGCGGCGCUGCCGGCGCCGUCGGCACCCUCGGCGUCACCACCCUCAUGGAGCUCCGCCUCGUCGAGGCACGCAAGUACGUCCAGACGACGUACCACCGCACGAGCUCCGUCGCAGAGGCCGUCGCCCGCGUCCGCGCCGAGACGGAGAACCCGGCCAACGACUACGUCGACGGCAUCCUCUUCUCCAAGGACCACGGCGUCGUCGUCACUGGCCGCAUGACCGACGAGAUUCCCGCCGACCGCACCCCACAAACCUUUAGCCGCGCCCUCGACCCGUGGUUCUACCUGCACGCCCGCGAUUCCACGAAAGCCCUGCCCUCGGCCGCGACGGCCGCCGACGGUGCCGCCCAGACGUCCUGCACCGAUUACGUGCCGCUCGCCGAGUACCUCUUCCGCUACGACCGCGCCGGCUUCUGGGUCGGCGCCCAGGGCUGGAACUACUUCAAGCUGGUGCCCUUCAACAAGUGGACGCGCUGGUUCCUCGACGAUUUUAUCCACACCCGCAUGAUGUACCGCGCGCUGCACGCCAGCGGCGAGUCGGCGCGCUUCGUUGUCCAGGACUUGUCCCUGCCGUACCCCAACGCCGAGGCCUUUGUCGACUACACGGCCGACACGUUCAACAUCUGGCCGCUGUGGCUGUGCCCGCUCAAGCCCACGCAGCAGCCGACGUUUCAUCCGCACACUGGCCUCACCGAGGUCUCUGGGCCGCCCCCGACGGGUACCGAGCAGCAGCAGCAGCAGCAGCAGCAGGCGCCCAUGCUCAACAUUGGCCUCUGGGGCUGGGGCCCUGCCGACUUUGAGGAGUUUGUCGACAAGAACCGCGACCUCGAGGCCAAGUUGCAGGCGCUCGGCGGCCGCAAGUGGCUGUACGCGCACACGUACUACGCCGAGGAGGACUUUUGGACGGUCUACGACAAGCCGUGGUACACGGCGCUGCGGGAAAAGUACAGCGCCACCACGCUGCCCACCGUCUACGACAAGGUCAAGAUUGACGUCGAGGCCAACCGCCGCAAGAGACAGGAGACGAGGCAGUCGCUCAAGGGCAAGUGGCCUGUCGGUGGUCUGUACGGCAUCUGGAAGGCCAUUCAGAGUGGCGACUACCACCUGCACAGACGAGCCGAGUGGAAGUACAAGGAGAACAAGUAA